GAAGUGCACAUUCGCUGAAGAUCUUCUCUCCCAUAAAUCCAAGAUAUCUGUACUCAAUGAAAUGGCCCAGAAGCUUCAGUUUUCGCUUAAUCAACCGACAUACACAGAACAAGGUCCAGAUCAUCAGAAAACCUUCAUUUGCCAUUUGAGGUUGGGAAGGGCGUUGUACGUGAAGAGAGCAAGAUGCAAGAAAACUGCCCACAGUGAUGCUGCUGAGCAAGCUUGUAACGCACUCGUUCGUGAAAUGGAGCAUUCAGAGUCCUGCAGUAAACGUCAAAAUGUGCAGACGAGACUAGCUGACACCACAUACACUAUGACGUCACGACAAAACAUUAUGACAUCACGACAAAACAUUGUGACGUCACGACAAAACACCGAUCAAUCAGAUUCAGGAGAAUCUCCUCCAGCUAAGCGAGCUCGAACGUCAUCAUUCCAAGCAUCCGCAUCAGUGGCGGCUCAAACUCGUGUUCCACAGCAAGUAAUCGAGUCUGUUAACUCGUUGGAAAGGAAUGCCAUUUCUGCAAUCAACGAGUUUGCACAGAAGAAUCGUUUGUUGCACAGAGACAGUUACAUAGAGGAAGGACCUGAUCAUAUGAAGAAAUUUCAUUGUAAUCUGGAAGUUGGAAGUCAAAUCUUUUCAGGAACAGCAAGCACGAAGAAAGAUGCCCGUGUACAUGCUUCAGAACAAGCGUGUCAGAUGCUGCUUCAACGAUCUGCAGUCGACACAGGCUUUAGUGUAUCAACAGGUUUGACCUCCGAGUCUCUUGACUUAUCACACGGUGACCGGAUGGCUGCACUCAGUAAUGAAAAGUUCAACGAGCUGCAACGCCUACCAUUUGAGUGUUCACCUGGCAGGAAGGUCAUCGCAGCAUUCAUCAUGAAAUCUCCCGAUUCUCCACCCAGAGUCGUAUCUCUCGGUUCCGGGACUAAAUGUGUGAGUGGAGACGCUCUGAGUCUAAUGGGAAAGACCGUCAACGAUUGCCAUGCAGAGAUCAUUGCACGUCGUGGUUUAAAACAGUUUCUAUUUCAAAAUCUUGAUCGAUAUUUCAAAACCAGAAAGAGUGACGUGUUUACCAAAGAGAGACACUCGAAUGUCAUCAACAUGAAGUCGGGAGUCGAAUUCCAUCUUUACAUUAGUGUGGCACCAUGUGGCGAUGGAACGAUUUUUUGUCACUCUGAAUGUGAUGCAACGAAUUCGGAUGAUUCUCACACUCAUUUAUAUCAACCACAUCGUCCACAGUUUGACAACAGUGUGUAUGGCCAGUUGAGGACGAAGAUUGAGGAUGGGGAAGGGACCAUACCGAUUCGGUCGUGCACAAAGCCGCCGACUUGGGAUGGAAUACAGAAAGGUGAACGACUGCGAACGAUGUCGUGUAGCGAUAAGAUUGCUCGCUGGAAUUAUCUUGGAUUACAAGGAGCUUUGCUCUCAAACUUUAUCAAGCCGGUCUACUUGGCGUCUCUCACUGUUGGCAGUUUGUAUAAACACGGGCAUCUAUCUCGUGCUGUGUGCUGCAGGCUGGACGGUUUGCCUGCUGGUUUGAGUAUCUACCACGUCAACCAUCCACAACUCACGACUCUUAGCCAAUCAGGCAGGCGCACACGUUCAACACAAAAGGCAUCAGCGUCCAGUAUGAAUUGGUACGAGGGAGUGGAAACGGUAGAGUCUCUAGAUGCAACGAGGGGCACGAGACCAAACGGCUUGGUCUCUCGUCUCUCCAAAUCGGCGAUGUUUGCAUGGUAUGCACAAGUGUGCAGCCAUGCUGAUGGUAUGGAAAUAGCCAAAACGUAUAGUGAUGCUAAACUGAAGGCUCGUGCGUAUCAAAAGGCAAAGCAUGUAUUGUAUAGUCAUCUGGAAAGUAAAGGAUACGGCAAGUGGAUAGAAAAACCGGAAGAACAGGAACAGUUUGAAUUGUUCUCAAAGGUUACCCUACGGAACUGUGUGCCUAGUCGUUCAAGCGCAGUCAUUGCGAGCAUGUCAAAGAGAUCAGGAGGCGGUGGCCGGAGCGUGCAAGUAAGCGGCUACACACGAUCAAAUGGCACCUACGUUCAAGGUUAUACACGUUCUGCGGCGAGCUCCAGUGGAAGCAGAGCGUCUUCUGCAAGUUCAAGUCAAUCUAGCUUUGGUGGGGUUCACGUGAGCGGUUACACACGAUCAGAUGGCACGCAUGUUGGAAGCUACACACGUUCUGCAGCAAGUGCUAGUGUAAGCAGAGCGUCUUCUUCAGGGUCACGUCAGUCUGUCUCUGGUGUGGUCCAAGUGAGCGGUUACACUCGGUCAGACGGUACCAACGUGGAGGGAUACACACGAUCUUUACCGAGCUCCACCGCUUCGUCCACUGCCGGCAACUCUGGUACUGUUCAUGUAAGCGGUUACACUCGCUCAGAUGGAACAUACGUGCAACCCUACACAAGGUCUUCUCCUGCUAGUGGAUCUGCCACCAGCAGAGAGGCGUUGGAUCUUGUCCAAGUGAAAGAGUACACCAGAAGUGAUGGCGUAAUAGUGAAAGAACACACAAGACAGAAACCACAGACCCCACAAAAGGACAGCAGUGCAUCUUCUAAAAGUAUUGGUGAUGCAGCAGGAAGCAGUGCAACUUCACAGCCAUCAAAAGAACGAACAUACGUUGACAAUCCUAUGAACAGAAGGCUGGGAAGAGUUGGUAAAGUGAUACCUAAACGAAACAUUGUACGUCGAGAUAUUAGGGACAACAACACGAUCCAGGAUGUUAUCGACAUCUUGAAAAACAUGGCAAUUGAUAAUGAAAGGCGAUGUGACUACCAGUCAGCUCUGUAUGACCUCCAAAGAAGUGAAUUGGAAAAUCAAUUGAAAUCAUCUGGUAAAGAACCAGUCACUGAACAUGAAAAGCUGAGAGAAUUUACUGCCAGCUCUGGGAUGAAGCUAGCUAUUAUUCCCUUUAAAGAACUGGAACUUCAAGGUGAAGCUAUUGGGAAAGGAUCAUAUGGAGAAGUAUAUGCAGCGACUUUUAAAGGAACUGUUGUCGCUUUCAAGCAGCUCUUGUAUCAACACAUGUCGACAAAGCGGCGUGACAAAUUUGUAAAUGAGAUCUCAAUUCUUUCAAGUCUAGAUCAUUCCAAUACUGUCAAACUGUUUGGAGCAGUCGUUGACCAGGAUCACCUUGGCAUUGUCAUGGAGUACCUUCCUCGUAGUUUGUUUCAUGCCAUCUUUAUUGAUCUCACAGAGUUUGAAGAAGCAGCAAAGAAAAAGCAAGUGUUACAAGUAGCCGAUGCUCUGGUGUAUCUCCACACUAAUCAGAUAGUACACUGUGAUGUGAAGAGUGAGAACGUCCUUUUGGAUAAGAACGACAAUGCCAAAUUGGGUGAUUUUGGUCUCAGUGCUGUGAAGUCUGCAACACAGUCAUCUCAAUCCGGUCUGCCAGAUCAUCGCGGUCAAGGUACUCCACGAUAUUCUGCACCUGAAGUUCUGCGAGGAGAACUCCUUAAUUUUGAAAAGUUGCGUCUCACUGAUGUCUACUCGCUUGGUAUUGUUGCAUUUGAAGUGUUGGCCGAGGAAGAGCCUUUUGAAGGUCUGAGUGUGAAGCAGUUGGAAAAAAAUGUUGGUCAAGGUACAGUACGUCCUAGCAUUCCUUCUUGUGUGUCACAAGCUAUUCAACACUUGCUGCAAAGUUGUUGGAGUGCCGUGGCUAAUGAUCGACCUUCUAGCGAAGAAUUCAGAAAUGUUUGGGAAUCUUCAGACUUGUACCGUACGUCGAGUGAAACACAUGGAUGUCUUGAGUUUUGUGUUAGCAAGUAAAAGUAACUGUUGACUGAAUCUGCUGUCUUUAGACGGAGACAUUUCUGUAAUAUUAUAUGCUUUGUGUUUUAGCUGAAAUCUGUAUUUUAACAUUGCGCAUAGCAUCAAUUUGACUGUAACAUCAAAUUGCAAUGCACAUUUGUAUGACUGUUAUCUUGGAGUUAGAAUUAAAGAGCCGCUUGGAUUUGAUUUACUAUUGUGAGUUUGCAAACAUUUUCGUAUUUAGAAAGCUCAUAUUCAUACAUUGGAAGCAGCU
This is a messenger RNA of Corticium candelabrum, 4028 nucleotides long. RefSeq lists its product as uncharacterized. The transcript is spliced from 4 exons. Gene Ontology annotation, cellular component: nucleolus; cytoplasm. Lineage: Eukaryota; Metazoa; Porifera; Homoscleromorpha; Homosclerophorida; Plakinidae. The coding region runs from base 62 to 3772 and encodes 1236 amino acids. The record is from RefSeq and is a predicted model, not a curated record. Gene Ontology annotation, biological process: adenosine to inosine editing; RNA processing; protein phosphorylation. Gene Ontology annotation, molecular function: protein kinase activity; ATP binding; double-stranded RNA binding.